Lemur catta (Ring-tailed lemur) is the source of this 3256-nucleotide messenger RNA. RefSeq names its product vesicle associated membrane protein 1 (gene VAMP1). The coding region runs from base 262 to 615 and encodes 117 amino acids. Gene Ontology annotation, biological process: vesicle fusion; SNARE complex assembly; vesicle-mediated transport. Gene Ontology annotation, molecular function: SNAP receptor activity; syntaxin binding. Gene Ontology annotation, cellular component: plasma membrane; SNARE complex. The transcript is spliced from 4 exons. The record is from RefSeq and is a predicted model, not a curated record. NCBI's taxonomy places the organism in Eukaryota, Metazoa, Chordata, Mammalia, Primates, Lemuridae.
GCUUCGCUUCCGCACUGGGCGGCCGUCCUGGAAGUGGAUUGGGCCGCGGGAUUUCAACGUCAUCUGGGAGGCGUGGCCAGCACUAAUAAAGGCGGGGGCCGGCGCGGUAGCUGCAGUGAGUGCCACAGCUGCUAGAGUUCGGGUGGUCAGCUGUGGGCGGAGCUCGGCAGUUCCGUCCACUCCAGCCGCAGCGUCGCCCAGCCGGUGUCUCGCCGCAGCCUCCGGAGAGGAAACGGACCCCCCACUCCCUCUGUCAGAAAAAUGUCUGCUCCAGCUCAGCCACCUGCUGAAGGGACAGAAGGGACUGCCCCAGGUGGGGGUCCCCCCGGCCCUCCUCCUAACACGACCAGUAACAGACGACUACAGCAAACCCAGGCACAAGUGGAGGAGGUGGUGGACAUCAUACGUGUGAAUGUGGACAAGGUCCUGGAGAGGGACCAGAAGCUGUCAGAGCUGGAUGACCGAGCUGAUGCCUUGCAGGCGGGAGCGUCACAAUUUGAGAGCAGUGCUGCCAAACUAAAGCGGAAGUAUUGGUGGAAAAACUGCAAGAUGAUGAUCAUGCUGGGAGCUAUCUGUGCCAUCAUCGUGGUAGUUAUUGUAAGUAAGUAUCGCUGAGGUUGCUGGUGGGGUGAAGAGGUGGGAAGGUCCCGGAGUCUUCUCCCAGCCCUGCCUGCCUGCCUGCCUGGGGAGUGGGGCUGCUCUGACUGAGGUAUGGAGACCGCUGCCGUGGGAUCGUCACCUGGUCCAGGAGGGGGAUGGGCAAAGGCAAGGGGCUUCCUUGAUGGACAAGCUGUCCCCCUGCAAGGGGUUGCGUGGAGAUGGUCCCUCCUGUUCUGAGGAAGUGGGGCUGUGCUGUUUAUCACUGGCUUGGGUCAGAGGGAGAUGGGGAUGGGGCACCUACAAUGGAAAGACCUGAAUGUCUGGUAACUUGAUGUAAUUUGCCCUCUUGUUUUCUCCUGUCUCUUUCUCUUUUCCAUCUGGGACUUCCUGGUUCCUGUGUCCAGUCUACUUUUUUACUUGAGAAUGUGCCACCCCUUCCUUGUUCUCCAUUGCUACCCAAACUCAUGUCCUUCUCUCUUUGUCUGUUCUCUCAACAAACUUCUGCAUCUGCCUUCCUCCAUCCCAGCCCAGGCUUCUCCGUCAUCCAUGCUUCCUUUUUUGUUGCAUUCUUUUGCACUACGUCCCUCGACACUAGAAAUGCUGCUCGUGGCACAGUCUUGAAGUCACUACCCGAAGAGCAACAGCUGGUGCCUCCUCCCCGCCCCCUUCUUAUGUACUGUCAGGUUCCCCCAGAGCCCAAAAGAGUUGGAGGCCAAGGGAAGGGGAAGGGAAGUGGCUGAGGUGAAAUGCCCAAGAAGCUGCCCAGACUGGAGGAGGAGAGGGUAUGGUGCCCCUGGUGUCUCCUAGAAAGGCCCGGGCGCUGGAGGAGACCGAACAGCUGGGAAGAUGGUGGCUCACUCAGUGCCACCCUGGCCAUGUGGAGCUUUUCUCCUAGGCCAGGCCUGAGGAAGCUCAAAGUCCAGCCUGGCCUUGGUGCAACACCCUUUUAGAAAGUGAAACCUGUUUUUUGCAAGUAUUUCUAAUCUAUUAGUCUAAGAUUUUCUAUGUCUUUGGGGAUCUUACAACUUUUUACUCUGUUCUCCAUAGACCUGGAGAACAAACUCUUAUGGAUUGUGAAAAGACUGGGACUCUUGUUUCCAUCCUAGAAGCAGUCCCAUAUGCCUCUAAUAGGAAGGAGCUGUCUGUUCUUCAUGUUUUCUGCUGCAUUCUGUUUUGUUCAUGAGGGUACCAAAUAAUUUUAUCUAGCCAAUGUUUUAUCUAGACAAAUAAUUUCAUGUAGCUCUCAGUUAAUUGUUGGUGUAAAUAGAGAGAAUGCCUGUUAGUUAUAGAGAAACAGUCAGUCAAGGGCCUAAUUUGAAAAUAACAAGCUCAGAGGAAGCCACUCUUGCCCUCUGAUUAAGCAGGGUCCCAUUCCUUCCUUCCUACUGAUAAGGAAACAUGAAGAUGUUAGACGUGAGGAUCUUCCAAAUAACCCCAUGAGUAUGGGGGAAAAAAAGUGAGGAUCCAUGGACUCCCGUGAAAUCCUUUCCUACACCAUUCCCAUGUACUUGCUGAAGACAGGGAUGAGGCGAGAGGUUCUUCCCCAGGCCUGGCCCAUCCUGAGGAUUUAGAGAAGUCCAGUAGACCCACCAACUCCACCUUGGGGGGAGGCAUGCCAGUCUGCAGUAGGUGUGCUUGUGCAUUGCUGUGCUACUGUGGGGCCCUCUUGUCUAGAGCUGCCUCUCUGUUCUUCCUGUGGUAUGUUCCCCUUCGAACUACCCUUACCCAUCUGAAUUCUACUUUGCCUCCUUUGUUUCCCUCUUCUUUGCGUGGUUUGUGCGGAAAAAGACAGUGGAACGUGAGGAUGGGAGCUGCUCAGUGCACCUUGGGGGCUGAGCUUCAGACCCAGGUGCCAGGGGAGGAGGCAGGCUGGGAGCAAAGGCGGAAAUACCCACGCCCUGUAUUCCAUCCUCGGUUCACAAGCAGGAAGAGGCUGAGGCCACACUGGGCUGGGGCUGGACGCCCACUCUCCAUGCAGCAGCAUUUCACUGUGCAAACCCAUCCUGCCUUUCCCUUUGCCCCUGUUUCCCACAUCCCCUUCGUCCUGCCCCAGGGCAGGACUGAAGAGCUGGAAGAAAGCAGUCAGUGUACCCUCCCAACCGUCCCCCUCGAAGGUCUCCACUCUCCUCUGGGCUCCUCUUUGCCUAAUGCAGGGGGUCACCGCUGGAGAAGAACCACCACUGUCCUCGAUAUGUCCCAAGCCUGGAGCAAAUCCACCCUCUUGGCCCACCCAGCCCUAUCAUGGGAAUUAUUCCCUGGGUUUUUGUCCCUCUGAGGCUCACCAGAUAUAGUCGGCUUUGUCCUUUUGUGGGGUGUUAGCCCUUCUACUUUCUUUCUCACCCCACCCUGUGUCCUCUUCUGUGUCCUUGCUACCCCUCCCUUCCCUCCCACUGCCCCUGUGCACGAGCAAAUAUGCAACUAGCCCCGGGACUUUGCAGUCAAAUGAAGCCGAGCUUCCCACAUCCCUCCUUUCAGUUUGCCGUGAGAUGAUGUGGGGUUUCCCCUGUGUGUCUGUCAUCGCCUCUUUGUCUUUUUUUCCUAACCCCAAUCUCAUACUUGUAUAGAGUAAUAACAGUUGUACUUCUACCAAAGGCAUGUGGCAUAUUUACCAAUUUCAUGUAUUCUGAACAAAGGCAAAAAAUACAAAUUCCUAUCA